GGGGUCAUUUGGUUGCAGUCGAGUUUCAAGGAUGUGGGUGCGAGCGAUGAGAUGGUUAAGGCGCUGAGGGGGAUCGGCAUCGAGCGGCCGUCGUACAUUCAGGCGGCCGCGUACCAGGUGCUCACGUCAGGCGCCCGCCACAUCGUGCUGGCCGACCACGCAGGGAGCGGCAAGACGCUGGCGUACCUGCUGCCGCUGGUGCAGGCGCUGCGGGAGGAGGAGCAGAGCCUGUGCGACAGCCUCACCAUGCGCAACGCCCCCCGCGUCAUCAUCCUCGCCCCCACCACCGAACUCUGCGCCCAGGUUCUGAUGGUGGCCCGUGGCCUUGCCAAGGGAGCACCCUUUCGUUCCAUCGCCCUCACAGGCGGGUUCAAGUGGCGGACGCAGAAGGAGGCGCUGGAUGAGGGGGUAGAUGUGGUGGUGGCCACUCCCGGGCGGCUGGGCGAGCACAUAAAGGCAGGCAAUCUGCGCCUGGACCAGUGCCGCGCCGUCGUCCUGGACGAGGUCGACGUGCUCCUGGGAGACACCUUCGCGUUCGCGCAGCAGGUGGCGCCACUGAGGGCGGCGGCCCCCGAGGCGACGCGGUUUGUGCUGGUGACGGCGACGCUGGCAGAAAACGUGUACCUGCAGCUGCAGCAGGACUUCCCCGGCAUCACCCCCGCGUUCGGGCCUGGGCUGCACCGGACGGCGCCGGGUGUUCUGGAGCAGCUGGUGGACUGCAGCGGCGGCGAUGUCAUCAACGAGGACACCGGCUUUGAGCGCAAGUCGGCCGCCCUCCUACGCGUGCUCAGGGAGCAGGAUUGCACGCGGACGAUAGUGUUCUGCAACAAGAUCGAGACGUGCCGCAAGGUGGAGAACCUGCUUAACAGGAAUGGGGAGGAUCCCAAUGAGGAGGGCCUGCUGGUGCUGCCAUACCACGCCGCCAUAGAGGAGGUCGCUCGCAGCAAGGCUCUCAAGGAAUUCCUGGCGCCGCCCAUGGACGGCGCAAAGAUGGUGCUGGUGUGCACGGACCGGGCAUCGCGCGGCAUCGACUCGGCGCAUGUGGAACACGUGGUGCUGUUCGAUUUCCCUCGCGACCCCUCCGAGUAUGUGCGCCGCGCCGGCCGCGUUUCCCGCGGCGCCGGUGCCUCCGGCGUUGUCUCCAUCCUCGUCCUCGGCCGCCAGGUGAGCUUGGCCAGGCAGCUGCUGGAGCGCAACCAGAAGGGGCUGCCCAUCCACAAGGUUCCAUCCGGCUGAGUCCGGUUCGUGUUUCUGGGCUCUGCUGGCAUUGCUGUCUUUGUUGUGCUCUUCAGUACUAGUGGGUUAGGCAUGCACGAAAUUUGAGAAUUUUCGGAUUGUCUUGGGGGCCAGGCAGGGAAUGCAUUUGGCUGCAAGUCUAUCAGUACUCGUGAGCUGAGCGCUACAUGAUGCAUGUAAUGGACCGAAGGUGUACGGCUCAGGUGCCCUGGUGUUUUAAGCUGACAUGGCUGUAAUUUUCUAGAAUUGGGCUG
This is a messenger RNA of Coccomyxa subellipsoidea C-169, 1490 nucleotides long. Its product is annotated as P-loop containing nucleoside triphosphate hydrolase protein. Gene Ontology annotation, molecular function: ATP binding; nucleic acid binding. The transcript has 9 exons. The coding region runs from base 52 to 1236 and encodes 394 amino acids. The record is from RefSeq and is a predicted model, not a curated record. Lineage: Eukaryota; Viridiplantae; Chlorophyta; Trebouxiophyceae; Coccomyxaceae.